GGAAGAAUUUGUAGUGCUUUCUUUUCUGACUAAUAAGUACUUCGCAAAUUGUAACAUAUGCUAACAGUUUACGUGAUCGCAACUGCUGUCAAGCCUUUGUUCACUUGCUAUUAUUAACGUCUGAUCUUUUAAAAUUUUUUCAGGAAUGUAUGGGGAAAUAUUACGUGGUCUUUGUGGGCGGAAAUCUCGGCUUAUAUUACAGGUGGGAGGAUGCACAAGCAUAUGUGGAUCGCUACAGUAGAUGCAGGCACCAAUCGUACAAGACAUACGAUGAGGUUGCGAUAGCUUGGCAGAAUUAUCAAGCCACUAGCCAGAAUUAUGAUAGACCCUCCAGGAGAAUUCAAACUGCUUCUCCUCCUCCACAUGCUACGAGGCGUCAAGUGCAAGAGGAUCUUGUUGGGACUCACUUGACGUGCGAAUCAUACACGGAUGUGAGAGAAGAACAUUAUUCUUUUGGAAUGAUGAAUGUUAUCUUUGAGGUUCUAAUUGGGGUGUUGCUGAUAUAUGUAGUAGUUGUCAGAAUUGUUUCUUCUAUCAUAUCAUAACAUGCAGUUGCUGG
This is a messenger RNA of Magnolia sinica, 559 nucleotides long. RefSeq lists its product as uncharacterized. The transcript has 2 exons. The record is from RefSeq and is a predicted model, not a curated record. Bases 150 to 545 code for a protein of 131 amino acids. NCBI's taxonomy places the organism in Eukaryota, Viridiplantae, Streptophyta, Magnoliopsida, Magnoliales, Magnoliaceae.